This is a messenger RNA of Merops nubicus (carmine bee-eater), 1488 nucleotides long. RefSeq names its product serine/threonine-protein kinase WNK2-like. Gene Ontology annotation, cellular component: cytosol; cytoplasm. The annotation marks the transcript as partial. The record is from RefSeq and is a predicted model, not a curated record. Gene Ontology annotation, molecular function: chloride channel inhibitor activity; protein serine/threonine kinase activity; ATP binding. Lineage: Eukaryota; Metazoa; Chordata; Aves; Coraciiformes; Meropidae. Gene Ontology annotation, biological process: monoatomic ion homeostasis; positive regulation of potassium ion import across plasma membrane; negative regulation of sodium ion transport. The transcript has 6 exons.
GGUAUAAAGCCAGCAAGCUUUGAGAAAGUUACUGAUCCUGAAAUUAAGGAGAUAAUUGGGGAGUGCAUAUGCAAAAAUAAAGAAGAAAGAUAUGAAAUUAAAGAUUUAUUAAGCCAUGCCUUUUUUGCUGAAGAUACUGGGGUAAGAGUGGAACUUGCAGAAGAAGACCAUGGUAAUAAAUCCUCUAUUGCCUUAAGACUCUGGGUAGAAGAUCCUAAGAAACUUAAAGGAAAACCCAAAGAUAAUGGAGCCAUUGAGUUUACUUUUGAUCUGGAGAAGGAAACUCCUGAUGAUGUUGCACAAGAAAUGAUUGACUCUGGAUUUUUUCAUGAAAACGAUCUCAAGAUAGUUGCGAAGUCAAUACGUGACAGAGUAGCAUUAAUACUAUGGAGAAGAGAGAGAAUUUGGCCUAGGAUGCAGUCAGAGGAACGUCGGGACUCUGAAUGUCUGGAGAAGUUGAAGAUGCCACAUGCACAGCAGGUCCAGGUCACCUACCUUUCCCACACUGGUCAUCACAUCCUGUCAGAGUCAGAGGAGCCUGAGGCAGACCAGCAUCCCUUUCAGCAAAACCUGCCCACAAGUGUUACAUCUGUUGCAUCCGACAGCACAUUUGACAGUGGCCAGGGGUCCACUGUUUAUUCAGACUCCCAAAGCAGCCAGCAAAGUGUCAUCUACUCAUCUCUGCCUGAUCCAGUACCUCCUGCUAUCCAGCGGGUGUAUAGCCCACCGCUGAACGAGAGCCAGGCUGUGCCCCAUAGCCUUCAGCAGCUGGGACACUACCAGCAGCCCUCAGGACCUGGCCUUCCUGCCGUUCCAGCUGCACCCACUGUGGUGUCCCAGCGGCCCCAGCACUACCAGGAGCCAGUGAUGUCCUUCCCCGUCGUCCAGCCCACCACGGUUGCCUCCCUGCAGCUGGGGCAGCCGCAGCCAGUGCUGGCUGGACAGCAGAUUCCUCAGUUUCCUGUCAUUCCUGCAAUUACUCCUCUGGCAGGACUUGACAGCCUUCCUCCAAACCUCUCUGAUAUACCUGCUGCAAACGUGCCCCCCAUACCUGCUCCUUCUCAGUAUUUUGCUCCAGCCGUGAUUUUACCCAGCCUCCCCAUGAACCCCACUCUGCCUAUGGCACCAAACUCCCCUGCCCUCCCCAUGCAGGCCGUCAACCUUCCUCAUACCACCGUGGCUUCUUUGGUCUUGCCCUGCCAAACGAUAGUGCCAAACAUGUCGGCUGCUACGAUACCGCUGCUUGCUGUGGCUCCGCCAGGAGUCCCAGCUCUGCCACCACACCAUGGGGUGCCCCAGCUCCCCCAGCAGCAGGUAUACCAGACCACUUUCCAGCAGAUCAUCCAGAGCGAAGCUCCCUCUCCCCACCACGUGCAGGGCACGCCAGCGGUGUCCCAGCCGCAGCAACCUCCACCUCCUCCGUCACUCCAGCCAAGCAUAAUUCAUCCCCCAGACCAGACUCUGCCUGCGCCCGGGGCUGCUCACCAG